Messenger RNA from Epinephelus fuscoguttatus (brown-marbled grouper), 8625 nucleotides. Its product is annotated as cAMP-specific 3',5'-cyclic phosphodiesterase 4D-like. Lineage: Eukaryota; Metazoa; Chordata; Actinopteri; Perciformes; Serranidae. Gene Ontology annotation, biological process: signal transduction. The transcript is spliced from 16 exons. Gene Ontology annotation, molecular function: 3',5'-cyclic-AMP phosphodiesterase activity. The coding region runs from base 628 to 2895 and encodes 755 amino acids. Gene Ontology annotation, cellular component: cytosol; perinuclear region of cytoplasm; nucleus. The record is from RefSeq and is a predicted model, not a curated record.
CAGAGUGAGUGACUGACAGAAGCAGAAUAACAAAGCUGCUUUGAAAGUUUGUAGACUUCUCUACAGAUCUUCUAUACCAUUUGGAGCUGUGCUACUAAAGACCCUUUCAGGAAUGAAGUCAAUGUCACAUCUGGGAUUAGGUUGAGUAUUUACAGCAAGGAAUCACUGAGAGAGCAGAGACAGCUGUGGAACGUCCUUCUGUGUAGUUCAGUCUACACUUACAACAGCUCCUUUUCUGCUUCUUCCUUCUGGAGAGACUAACUGAAUAUUACACUCUAGUCAGCCUUGUUGAGUCUUGCCUGGGACUAAAGAGGAAGAACUCUGACACAUUCCUCAACGUUUUUUUUUUCUCUUCUGAAUCCUGAGGCACUAAGGAUAAAUCAGAUCAGUCCUCAAUCUGACUGUGUCUGUUUUGUUUUACAUUUCUCACCUGGAGUCUUCCUGCAUUUUGGAUUAUCAGAGCACAAACCCUCAUGGAGUCAAUCCAGAACCACCCGGUGGUUCAUGGGAGAGAGAUAACAGACUGAGGUGUAAAGUUCAAUAAUCCACAAGAGGCUCUGUUCAGAUGUGCCGGUUAUUUCCUUCACAGCCCAGAGUGUCUUUUGUGUGUCAGGAGCUCGAGGAACAAUGAACAAGGACCUACGAUUUUCGAGGAAAGGGGCGCCGACUGGUUUCGGACACGGUCGGAGACACUCGUGUUUGGGUUUUGAUGUGGAGAAUGGCCUGUCGGUGGGACGCAGUCCACUGGACUCUCAGACUAGCCCGGGUUCUGGUCUGGUACUUCAGGCCAACUUCCCCCACAGUCAGCGCCGUGAGUCCUUCCUCUACCGCUCCGACUCAGACUUCGACCUUUCUCCUAAAACCAUGUCCCGCAACUCGUCCACUGCCAGCGACCUGGAGGAGGGAUUGAAGCAUUGGGAAGUCAAUUGGCUACCUCGGCAUGGAGAAGACAUGAUAGUGACUCCGUUUGCACAGGUUCUUGCUAGUCUACGAACAGUGAGAAGUAACUUUGCUGUUCUGACCCAUCUGCAAGAUCGUGUGACAAACAAGCGGCCGUCGAGCAGCAACCAGCCAUCUAUGUGUAAACCAUGUCUCACAGAGGAGCCCUACCAGAAGCUGGCGGUGGAGACACUGGAAGAGCUGGACUGGUGUCUGGACCAGCUGGAGACGCUGCAGACGAGACACUCAGUCAGCGAGAUGGCAUCCAAUAAGUUCAAAAGGAUGCUGAACCGCGAGCUGACGCAGCUAUCAGAGACCAGCCGCUCAGGGAAUCAGGUGUCAGAGUUCAUCGCCAACACCUUCCUAGAGAAACAACAUGACGUGGAGAUCUUGUCUCCGCCUUCUAAGGAGAAGGAGAAGAAGAAAAGGCCGAUGUCACAGAUCAGUGGUGUGAAAAAGCCCACACAGAGCCCCAGCUUAGCACCCGCCUGCAUCCCCCGCUUUGGAGUCAGCACACCCCACGAGAGCCUACUUGGCAAGGAGGUCGAGGACAUUAAUCGUUGGGGUCUGGAUAUAUUCAAGAUAGCAGAAUACUCUGGAAACCGCCCUCUGACGGUGAUCAUGUACUCCGUCUUCCAGGAACGGGACCUUCUGAAAACUUUUAAGAUCCCAAGUGACACCUUCAUCACCUUAAUGAUGACCUUGGAGGACCACUACCAUGCGGACGUAGCUUAUCACAACAACAUUCAUGCAGCUGAUGUGGUGCAGUCCACCCACGUCCUCCUGUCCACCCCCGCUUUAGAGGCGGUGUUCACAGACCUGGAGAUCAUGGCUGUUCUGUUUGCUAGUGCCAUCCAUGAUGUCGACCACCCAGGAGUCACAAACCAGUUUCUAAUAAACACAAGUUCAGAGCUAGCACUUAUGUACAACGAUGCCUCGGUGCUGGAGAAUCACCACCUCGCUGUGGGCUUCAAACUGCUGCAAGAAGACAACUGUGACAUCUUCCAAAACCUCAGCAAGAAACAAAGAGACUCCCUCCGCAAGAUGGUGAUCGACAUGGUGCUUGCCACAGAUAUGUCCAAACACAUGAACUUCUUGGCGGACAUGAAAACAAUGGUGGAGACCAAGAAGGUGACUAGUUUGGGAGUCCUGCUGCUAGACAACUACUCUGACCGCAUCCAGGUUCUGCAGAACAUGGUCCACUGUGCCGACCUAAGCAACCCAACCAAACCACUGGAGCUUUACCGCCAGUGGACGGACCGCAUCAUGGUGGAGUUCUUCACCCAGGGAGACCGAGAACGGGACAAGGGCAUGGAGAUCAGUCCCAUGUGUGACAAACACAACGCCUCCAUAGAGAAGACCCAGGUGGGCUUUAUCGACUACGUAGUCCACCCUCUGUGGGAGACAUGGGCCGACUUGGUGCACCCGGACGCCCAGGACAUCCUGGACACGCUGGAGGACAACAGGGAGUGGUACCAGAGCAUGAUCCCCCGCAGCCCGUCGCCCUCCAGCCCCGAGGAGCACCAUGCGGAGGUGAUGCCAGGAGGAGCAGCUGUGGGAGCAGGAGGGGCCGUCCCUUCAGGAGGAGGAGGAGGAGGAGGAGGAGGAGGAGGAGGAGGAGGGGACAAGUUCCAGUUUGAACUCACUCUGGAGGAAGAGGAGGAGGAUGAGGAGGAGUUGGAUUCUGACCUGGAGAGUCCCCUUGAGGAGGAUUCCCACUCAGGUGGGGAGCGGCAGCGGGACUCCUCCUCCCCCUCUUUGUCCCCAGACCCCCGCAGCAGCAGCAGCAGGUACCGUCCCCCCUCGCCUCACCCGUCUCGGACCCUGAAUCUGGCUGCCAUGUCGGUGCGGAGCCCCCACAGGACGCUGGCCUCCCCGGGACGGGAGGGCGCCAACAGGGACAGAGAACUGAGCCAGGAGGGCGACGGGGUGGCGUGUCUGCGUAUGGGCACGUAACAACCAGCACAACCUGCCCCGCCUGAGAGACAUGAGCGCUGGAUGUGGAGAGACGGAGGCAGGGCAGGCCUUUACCAAUAAAGUCUGUAAAAUCACUACAGUCCCUUUACACUGGAGACACCCGCUCUGGAGAACAGAGGGACGUUUGCCUCUGUUUUAUUUUCUAUUUUAAAGAGAAGAAUCAUUUCAGCCACCUUUGGGUGCCUGAUCGGCCUUUAUGUCCCGUCCUGCUUUGUUGUAGCUUCAGUUCGGAGUGUCCCAGACAAAGACCGCUGCAUUUUAACUGGGAAGAAAAGUGAUACUCUAACAAGAACAAAAGGUAAAGGAAAUGUCUUCCUCCAAACAAAAACUUUUUGUGACAUUCAGACAUGAGAAUGAAGAUCAUGGUGGUCCGACAGGGUUUUGGAAAUUAUUUUGCACCAUAGUUUUAAUUUUAGGAUAUGAAAUUACUGAGUCCGGUGGGAAUAAGUGAGUAUGAUUUCUUUUUUUGAGAAUGAUGUGAGAGAUGAAUCAUUUUACCAAAUACAAGAUGUAGAUGAGAGAGAAGCGAUGGACCUAAACCUCAGGGUAUGAAGAGAAACAUAAAUCUAAUGUAGCACAGAUGUAGUGGGUACCCCUGACCUGACCCUCCACCCCAAACUGUCUUUCCUGUUUGAUUUACCUCCAAACCAGAGACAACUGAGACUUUGUUCGACCUGCGUGUCUCUACAUUUGAUUAAAACCCUUUAAUAGAAAAUUUGGCAACUGAAGCAAUCAAAUAAUAUAUAUUUAAACCAGCUUGUAGCACCACAGAGAUUGAACACUGAAGAAGACUGCGCCACAGUCUCACCUGUUGAAAGUGAAAAAAGACACCACCUGUAUAAUUAGUCUGGGCUUUAUUUUUUUACCUGAGAUGAUUUUAAAUGGUGUCAUUGUUUUAGGGUUUUGAACAGUUGUUUGUUGUACAGUUGCUGGUCUUGUCUGUGUUUAUGUGCUUGAAAAGCAUUUUUUAUCAGGGUGCCUCCGGUCCGCAGUAGCACUUUACCGUCUCUGCCCUUCAGCUCUUCUAUUCAGUCACACAAAGGGCUUCAUCCACUGUAGGCCUACUGAUCACACAGACACAGCACAGGACGUCUGACUCCAGGUACCAGUAGGCGGGGCAGGAACACGCACUGGUUGGUUGAUUCAGAAUUUCACGAACUAAUUUAGCCAACAACAACUUUGACAACCUUCUGGUGGUCUGAUAAUUUUGGAAUUGUAAGACUCCUUCUGUUUUAUGAGAAGCUUUAUUUGAGUUGAGCUGCAGCGAUUAGUUGUUUAUCAGUUAGUUGAUUAACAGAAAAUUAAUUGGCAACUAUUCUGACAUUCAAAUAAUCAUUUUGGCCAAGCAUUUGCUGGUUUUAUGCUUCAUAAAUGUGAGAAUUUGAUGCUUUUCUUUGUCAUAGAUGACAAUACACCAAAUAGCUUUGGAUUUAUGGGCUAAUGGUCGGAUAAAACAAACCAACUGAAGACAUCACCUUUGGCUCUUGGACAUUAGCCAAUGGCAGGCAGUGAUUUUGCCAGUCAGGACAUGCUCCUGGAUCAGCAUCCCUCAUGACAUUUCUAGACCAACAUUGCGAUCAACCAAUCACAGCCCUCUGACAUCAUCAGUGUGCUGCUCCUGUGCUUCUUUCAAAAUUCCUUUGUGCUUCUUCAGAGCAAACCUUGUUUUCCAAAUCGAAGUUAGUACAAUUGAACAAAAUCCUCAGUAACAUUGAAGAAAAACCUUGUAAGCUACUGCAGGGUUAGCGAGUUAGCUUGUUAAUUAGGUAGGCUAUGCUAAUGAGUAAACUUGACAACAGGCUAAAAUAUUGUUCAUUGACAUUAAAAGGAAAGAUAAAAGCAUUUUGCAGUUGCAAAGACCUGUAAAGGACACAUUUUCCCUCCUUUUAAAAAGCCUAUUCAAAACUUUUUGCAAGAUUGCCAUUAUGAUGAUGACGAUGGUCCUGGAUAAACUUAACCAAAUCUAUCCAGGAUCAACAUGGAAAAAAGGAGGGAAAAUAUGUGAACCACAAAAUACCAUUAUCGUUAUUCUUUGUUAGUCAACAGCUUACUUGGUAGCAUAGCCUACCUACUGAGCAAGCUAACUCACUAACAUUCAAGCCUAUUGGCAAGCUUACUUGUUAGUUUAGCCUACCUAGUUAGCAAGCUAACUCACUAGCCCUAGAAUAGCUUAAGGUUUUUGUUCAGUGUUGCUGAGGAUUUUAUUUAAUUGUAUUAACUUCACUUUGGGAAACUAGCUUAGCUCUGAAAAAGCAUAAAGGGAUAAUCUUGGCCCUGGAGUUCUAUGAGGGAAGUUGAUCUAGGAGCGUGUCCUCCUUGGCAAAAUCAUGGUGUGCUUUAAAGGUAGGUGUUUAGUUACUUUCUGACAUUUUAUUUACAAGAUGAUAAAUCAACAAAAUAACGGGCAGAUUAAUUGAUAAUGAAACAAAGCAUUAGUUACAGCCUUAGAAAAGAGCUCUGUGCAAACUGACUGCCCCUUUAUUACCAAAUACAGGUGCAACCAACAAAUUCACCUGGACUGCAUCUCUCUCUUUAAGGCAAACUUAAAACUGCAUUGUUCUCUGAAAACAUCUGAAGCUCGAUACUGGGAAUCUUCCUGACAAAAAACAGCAGCCUUUCUGAAUCUGAAAAGUCUUUUUCGGAGUCUUGAUGCCUCUGCUUUUGUAUCCACUACUCAGUGUUUUGGAACUUGAAUUGAUAAGUGGUCCCAGUUAUGCUCAUACAUAGCCUCACCUACAAAUUGAUAAAAGCCUGCUCUUCUUCCUAAAAGCUUUAAGGAUAUUGCAGGUGUACUUAUAUAUUUUUCCUGUUGUCAACAGAUCCCAUGAAAAGACCAAAACCGUCUCUCAAUAUAUUUACGACUUCUCAUUUCCAUCUGUGGUCUCAACCCAAAUAUUAUUGUUCCUCCAGGGAUGUAAAUCAUUUAAAAUGGGUCACAAAUAUAUUUAUUUUCAUUUUUUUAAAAGGGAAUUUUACUUUUUAGCAAACAUGACCCAAUCAGCAGUAAUUCACACAUUAACACACCUUAGUUGUAUGUUGGGUAAAUCCAAACCAGACUACAGUGCACGCGUUCAUAAUGAAGGAGUCUCUUAGUGCAAUAUUGUGGCUCACUGGUGUGUUUUUUUGCACAACAGUGGAGUUCUAUGGCACAGAUAAGCUGCUACACAGUCAGUAUUUAGUAGUUUGAUCAGUUCAUCGUGGGUUUUUGUCUUUUCAUGGGCUCAAUAAGGAAAAUAUGUAAUGGCACCACAUUUAUCCUUUAAUCGGGACCUGUCAUUAUUUCCUCACCUACAAGUUAAAAUUAUGUGAGCUAGAAAAGCACUUCAGUACUCAAACCUCAAGUGAAUGAUUGUUCCUUUUCUUGAACAUUUCACACAGAAGUUAAACAUUAGCCCGAGUUAAAGGCCUGUCUGCUAUUUUAAAUGUUUUCUGUAGGGAUCUUAUAAUUCCAAUCAGUCACCGUGGUGUUACUGUCCCGCCCUGCCGACAGGAUCUGAUGUAGAGAUCGGAAGGUGCUGACAGGAAUGAAUCGGAUCAAACAAACUAGAUUGUGUUCCAUCAGGUUAUCAGUCUUAUUUGAUAGAUCGACUGGGAUAACUGUGUGCCAUAAGUGUUUAAAACACACCAACACCUGCCAGCCUACGAUGCUGUACAUUUUUACACUAGAGAUUUUAACCUGAUGAUUGUAUCAAAGUCAUUGACUUUAUAGUGUUAGUUUUUACGAAUGAUACAUGUUAACAGUAUUUAAAGCAGACCGUUUAUUAGAUUUUUGUGCAGCUCACGAUCAGUUCGUUCAGCCCUUUCCUUAAUCAGAUAGCUGAGACUCGAGAAUGUGUGUGUAGUUUUCAGGAGUCCAUGUUCAGUCUAGAGCAGUGUUUGUCGCCAUCACUGAGGUAGAGAGACCAGGAAGCAAACGAGCACUACACGAAGAGAUGAUGCACUUCCUGGUCCGGCAGUCGUAGAAAACACUAGUCUAACAGUAUUUCAUUAACUCAGCUAGUAAGCUUUAUCGAUCAGCCUUACAUGUGAUGGGAGCGGCUGGAGCCUAGUGUUAAAGGACCAUUGUGCUGUUUUUAACAUGCCGAGCCUCAACGUGGUGUUUCAGCUACAUUUCUGGAAAACUAGAAGAAGCAAGGAGACUGCUCUCAAAGAAUCAGAGUACAUAUGAAUCUUAAAUUUCUUAUUACAGCAGCAAUAUUCUGCUUCUGUCCUUACACAUAUUCUAAAAGAAAAUAUCAAAAGAGAAAUCAAGCUACACAUAAAAAGAAUAAUGUCGUUUUCAUGUUUUGCUGGUUACACACUUUACUUAGCUUCCAGUGUCAAAACCCCUUAAAACUCCAUGAUGAAAAUGCCAGAGCGUUUGGAUGUUCUGAUUACUCACGGACCUCGCCUCAUCGACAGGCCAAAGUUUACACUUGCACACAAGAAAUGAAAGAAAAGGCUUUUUGUUUUCUGAUCCUUGUGGCUUUUUAUUUAAUAAAUCUUUUUUUGUUUGUUUGUUUUUAUACAUGAAAGACUUGCGCAGUAAUGAAGGUUGCAUCCUUUCUGAAAAGUUGCUCUGCAAUCAUCCACGUAGCUUCCUCUUCCUUUCCUAGUUUUGGGUCUUGGUACCAAAUGUAUCUAAUAUUUAAUAGUGUGCUCAGUAUAAACCUCAAGUCUGAGGUAUGCAGGUACAGUACCUGUUAAACGCUGGUUAAAAAGCACAUUUACUUUAACUGCAGUAGAUAAAGGAAACAGUUAGAAGUCAGCACUUUGUAUAAUAUUUUGAAAUAUGAAGCUGCUGUUAUUCAAAAAUGAUGAAGGACAAAGAAAACUAUUCUUCCUCUUUUAAAACCUCUGAUUCUGAAGAUUUAUGUGAAACUUCUGUCUUUAGGAAGUAUGUUCUUAAUACAGUUUAUAUCAUGGAAGUCAUCUAAAUUACAUUACAUGCCUCCCUCUGUGUGAUGGCUUUAACACAGCAGCUGUAUGUUAGCUCUCCUGCAACACAGGAACUGAUGAGUUUUAAUUUUUCCUGUUAGUAUUGAACACACUGAAGCAGUGACAGUCACCAUGGCUGAACAGGAAAACAAUGCACAACAUAAAGUCAAGUACAAAUCAAUCAUUUGAAGUCCUCAUUAUAAAAAUUCCUUCAUGUUGAAUGAAGAAAACAUGUCACAUUCAUGUGAAAAAAAUGCUUAACAUACAAAUCAGCACUGCAUUUUCAUCAUGUGGGAUUACUGUGGAUUUGAAACAUGUAAUGACACCUGAUUUCAGUUUCCAGUCAGCUGAAUGUAGCUCAGUUUGGAGGCAUUCACAUCGGCAUGUUAAAACACAGCAGCAUGGCCCCUUACAAGAAGACAUCGGUGCCAUACAGUGUUAAAUGUGUUGAUGAGCAGGAGAGUUGCUGCUCCUUCUCCGUUAUUGUGUCGCGCUGAUACUGCCACCAUUAAUGUUCAUGCCGUUUCCUCAGCCUCUGUGUCGUGCAAACUUCUAUAAGAUAUUUAUUCUCCAAACAUGUCUGUCCGGACAAAGUACUGUAACACAGGACUUUUGAGUUUAUGUUCUGGAGCCUAAAAAUCAAGUAUGCUUUACAAGUGUACGCCUGCCACUCCAAUGUUUUUGUCAAAGAAAAUAAAAACUAUAUUUUUGUUUCUCAUUCUAAGCCAAAAGACUCUCGGGAGUUCAGGGUGUUUCAAGUGGAAAAUGCCAAUAAAUAAUAUGGAAAUUUAA